Molecule: messenger RNA, 1935 nt
Organism: Gymnogyps californianus (California condor)
Lineage: Eukaryota; Metazoa; Chordata; Aves; Accipitriformes; Cathartidae
Gene: ESR1
Product: estrogen receptor 1
Biological process (GO): steroid hormone receptor signaling pathway; regulation of DNA-templated transcription
Cellular component (GO): nucleus
Molecular function (GO): sequence-specific DNA binding; DNA-binding transcription factor activity; zinc ion binding
Source: RefSeq, a predicted model, not a curated record
UGCCAGCUGCCGAUCUCGCUGUUGACAGUAAAAGCAGAUAUGUUCCUUGCUCACUGCCAUUAGCACUGACCAUGACCCUUCACACCAAAACCUCUGGAGUUACCCUGCUGCACCAGAUUCAAGGCACUGAACUGGAGACACUGAGCAGACCUCAGCUGAAGAUUCCCCUGGAAAGAUCGCUCAGCGACAUGUACGUGGAGAGCAACAAGACAGGAGUUUUUAACUACCCAGAAGGGGCCACUUAUGAUUUUGGUACUACGGCUCCAGUGUACAGCUCUACUACUCUCAGUUAUGCCCCUACUUCUGAAUCUUUUGGGUCCAGCAGUCUGGCAGGAUUUCACUCACUGAACAAUGUCCCACCAAGCCCAGUGGUGUUCUUGCAAACGGCGCCCCAGCUCUCACCCUUCAUCCAUCAUCACAGCCAACAGGUACCCUAUUACCUUGAAAACGAACAGGGCAGCUUUGGGAUGAGAGAAGCUGCUCCUCCAGCCUUCUACAGGCCAAGCUCUGAUAACAGGCGCCACAGCAUCCGGGAGAGGAUGUCCAGUACCAACGAGAAAGGGAGCCUGUCCAUGGAGUCCACCAAGGAGACCCGGUACUGUGCUGUUUGCAACGACUACGCUUCAGGCUACCAUUACGGGGUCUGGUCUUGUGAGGGAUGCAAAGCUUUUUUCAAAAGGAGUAUUCAAGGGCACAAUGACUACAUGUGUCCUGCUACUAACCAGUGCACCAUUGACAAGAACAGAAGAAAGAGUUGCCAGGCUUGCCGACUAAGAAAAUGCUAUGAAGUGGGAAUGAUGAAAGGUGGAAUCCGGAAAGACCGCAGAGGUGGGCGAAUGAUGAAACAAAAACGGCAAAGAGAGGAGCAGGAUUCCAGGAACGGGGAGGCUUCAACGGAGCUGCGAGCUCCCACCCUUUGGACAAGUCCACUGGUUGUUAAACAUAACAAGAAGAACAGCCCAGCCCUGUCCCUGACGGCAGAACAGAUGGUCAGCGCCUUGCUGGAAGCUGAGCCACCCAUAGUUUAUUCUGAAUAUGACCCAAAUAGACCAUUCAAUGAAGCCUCUAUGAUGACCCUGUUGACCAACCUUGCAGACAGAGAAUUAGUGCACAUGAUCAACUGGGCAAAGAGAGUUCCAGGAUUUGUGGACUUAACACUCCAUGAUCAGGUCCACCUACUGGAAUGUGCCUGGUUAGAGAUACUGAUGAUUGGCUUAGUCUGGCGCUCCAUGGAACACCCAGGAAAGCUUUUAUUUGCACCUAACCUAUUACUGGACAGGAAUCAAGGGAAAUGCGUAGAGGGCAUGGUGGAAAUCUUUGACAUGCUGCUGGCUACUGCUGCUCGGUUUCGCAUGAUGAACCUUCAAGGGGAGGAAUUUGUGUGCCUUAAGUCCAUCAUCCUGCUCAAUUCUGGUGUGUACACUUUUCUUUCCAGCACCUUGAAAUCUCUGGAAGAGAGAGACUAUAUUCACCGUGUUCUGGACAAAAUCACAGACACUCUGAUACACUUAAUGGCUAAGUCGGGUCUUUCUCUGCAGCAACAACACAGACGACUGGCUCAGCUCCUCCUCAUCCUCUCUCACAUCAGACACAUGAGCAACAAAGGAAUGGAGCAUCUGUACAAUAUGAAGUGUAAAAAUGUGGUUCCACUUUAUGAUCUCUUGCUGGAGAUGCUGGACGCUCACCGACUGCAUGCCCCAGCAGCCAGGAGUGCUGCACCGAUGGAAGAGGAGAACCGGAGCCAGCUGACAACUGCAUCAGCUUCAUCUCAUUCCUUGCAGUCUUUUUAUAUAAACAGCAAAGAAGAGGAGAAUACAGAAUACAAUAUAAAUAAAAGUCAGCAUAUAUAAUGGUAUGAGAAACCCAGCAGUGUACUACCUAGCUCAUGCUUCAUUUCGUCUACAGUGCCACCUAUCUAAACACUCCAAUGACAAC